GCGAGGACAGACAGUUGGAGUUGGGGAUGCGGAGCUCUCCGGUUUGCGUUUCUGGAAAAGCAGUUGAAUACAUUGAAGUAGAAAAAGCAAGUUGCAAAACGAUAAGUAUAAUAAGAUCCCAUUUAGAAAGAUUCAUAGCGCCAAACCGUGUGUACGCACGUGUGCAUGUAAAUGAGUAGAAAAAGGUCUGACAAAGCUCUGGGGGAAGGAGGAGGUUAGAAGAGCGGAUGAGGGGAGCUUACUGUGUCCAUUGGAUAUUUCGGAGAUAUUAAACAUUAUUAUUAUUUAGAGCGACAAUGUAAUUAAAAAAAAUCUGCAUUUGGGAAGCUUGGAUGUCCUCCUGCCUCCCGUCGGUGGGGACCUGCUCAGACUCUGAGAGCACCGGCAAGAGCUGAGUCAAGAAAAGCUUUUUCACAAGAAACUCACCCUUUUCCCUUCCUCGCUGCGCCCCCUCGUCUCCCCCUCACCUUACUGGGAAUCCUUCGAAGUGGCCUUUGCGGGGGGCUUCUUCCUCACAGCCUUUCUCAUUAUUACAAAUCUACCUGCAAAGCCCACUCUCGGAGGAAACACUUUGAAGAUAGUAAAUUGCUCACAGGCACCCGAACCUUUGAAUUAGACAUUGUUCUCAAACCGUCUCUGGUAAAAAUUAAGAUAAAAUGUUUACAGGAUGUUUCUAUUUUCUAUAGUACAGUUGUACUAUAGUGUUCCUAUUAGUAUGACCACAUGAUGUUCAAUUCAAUUUUGUUUUCAUUUUGAAAUAAUUUAACUUAGGAAAAAGUUACAAAGAAUUCUAUUAUAUCCUUGACUCGGCUUCCCCAAAUGCUAACAUUUAGCAUAACCAUAGUACAACAUAACAUAGUUACAAUGGUCACAACUAGGAAAUUAGCAAUACUACUACUCUGUUAACGAAUCUACAGAUAUUAUUCAAAUUUCUACCAUUAUCCAAAAAAAUCCUUUUUUUUUUUUUUCUGAUCUGGGAUUCAAUCAAGGGUCUCACAAUGCAUUUAAUUGUCAUGUCUACUUGGUUUCUUCUGAUCUGUGACAGUUUCUCAGUCUUUCUUUUUUCAUAACUGGCACUUCUGAAGAGUACUCUUGGCCAAUUAUUUUGUGAAUGUCGUUCAGUUUGAAUUUGUUUCAUAUUUUCUUGUGAUUAUAUUUAGAUUAUGCAUUUUUGGCAAAAAUACACAGAAGUGUGCCCUUCCCAGUGCAUCAUAUCAGGAGGCACUUGAUGUCAGUGUUUCAUUGAUGGUGACAUUAGUCGAUUACUUGGUUAAGGUGCUAUAUGCCAGGUUUGUCCAGUGAAAAGUUGUGAUUUUUCUUUUUGUAUUUAAUCAUAGGAGGCAAACAUCUUCAUCAUAUGUAUACCGAUUUUAGCAUUGAUGAAUCUUGACUGCAAGUUAGCCCUGUGGUGUUUGCCAAAUGGUGAUUUUUCUGUUUCCAUCAUUCUGCUGUCAUAUUUCAAUCUGAAUAUUUAAAUGCACAAUAACUUUUUAAAGGAAAAUAUUUGCCUAAUACUUUUCUACUUUACAUUAGGGGAAAAAAGGCAUUUGGAGGCUGUGAUAUGCUGUGGAAUUAAUGGCUGAAAUGGAAUUUAUGAGUGAAUUACUUAACAGAUAACUGAAUUCUAUUUUACUUUUUGGUGAGGAAGAUUGGCUCAGAGCUAACAUCUGGGCCAGUCUUCCUCUAUUUUGUAGGUGGGACGCUGCCUCAGCAUGGCUUGAUGAACGAUGUGUAGGUCCACCAGGGAUCUGAACCCACGAACCCUGGGUUAACAAACUUAACCACUCCAGCACCAGGCCGGCCCCAAACAACUUCUGAAUUUCAAAUGAAUAAUUCACUAUUCUUAGUACUUGUAAGAACUUGGAUUCUAAAAUCUCAAUUUACAUGGAUUUAUAAGCUCAUUAAUUGUAUUGGUUUGUAGCCAUUCUCAUAAAUGGGUGUGUAAAAUGGUAUUUAAAAGUGGAACAAAGACAGAAGUCUUUAAUAUUAUUUCCAAUGUAUUGCUAAUUUUAGUUGGCAUUUGCAAAACUGACCCUUUAACAAUACAUCUGACUCUCAUCCAAUGAUAUUUCACUUUAUUUAGCCUCAAUGUUUGCUGAAAGGAUUUACUGGCAGUUGAAAUGAGUACUCGUUUGAAUGCAUUGCAAGGAGAGUAGAAUUCUUUUGGCACAGAAAUCUUGCCAGGUUUUCCUGUCUGUUCGAAGAUGAAGAACUGAUGAACACGUCUAAAAUCAACAGCCUACACAAACGGUGAUCAUUACCAAUGGAGAGAAGGCCGGAGAGUCACCGUAGCCCUCUGACCCCUCAAAGGCGGGAUGGGGCUGGAGAAAGAGAAGUGGGAGCCGAGGAAAAGGGAUCAGGAUCCGUUAUAACGAAACACUUUUUGUUUCUGAAAAUGGAAAGAACGCAAGCUCCCAGAACCCGCUUCUUCGCCCGCCAACCCCCUCGCCUCCUGCCUCUGUGACAGCCCUCGGCUCCCGGCCGAGCUCAGGCCCGCCACCGCCCGCGGCAAAGCUUGGCGCUCCUGCGCGCGCCUCCGCCGACAAAGAGCAGGCGGCUGCGGGGCGGGGCCGCCGGCCCGGAGGAAGACAAGGGGAAUCCCUCCCGGGCUCUGACGUCACCGAAGCGCUGGCCAAUGGGAAGCCGGAGAGGGGGAUUCCCGCUCUGGCUGCCGCCCCGCCGGCUUUUUAAACAGUACCCUGGGGAAAGCUCUCUGGAAGCCGUGGGAGGAAUGGGAGCAUUGAGGUUGGGGGUGAAAUAGGACGAGACUCUAGAGGUUUGACGAUUAGGCAUCAAGACGGGCUUAGACUGAGGGGAAAACAGGAGGCGGCCAAGGAGAGGUCAAAGUCCUCCUGAGAUGGAGUGGAAACUGGAGCGCACCGCCCCGCGGCGGGUCCGGACCGAAGAAGAGAUGCUGUGGGAAAAUGUCAUGCGGGUGCUCGCUAAAGACAUGAAGCAGAAGAGAAGCCAAGGUUCUUCCAAGGUAUUUGAUGCUGUUAAUACUACAUAUUCUAACUUUAAGAGCAACUUUGUGAAGAGGCUGUCAGCUGAGGUUCCCGUUGCCAGUAGCCCAGUUACCACAAGAUGGCGGCAAAGCCAAACCAGGGAUCUGGCAGCCUAUUCCUUUGAGGAAGAGCAUUCAACCACUGAGCUCCCAGAAGCUUCUGCAUCUGUGCUGAAAAUAACACCGGAGAACCAGACCUUGAUUCUAGGAUCCUACGAAGAACCACGGAAUACCCCCAUCAAAGGAAAUUUCGAAACAAAUUACUCUGCUCUCCGUUUUGGCAAGGCACCUCAUGCCCUGGACAGAGGCUGGAAGGAAAACAUUGCCUCAAAAGGCCAGAAAUGCCUAAAUCAGCUAUUUUCAACCCAGAAGGUAGCUCACCAGGUGAAUGGGAAAAUGCAGCUCUGUGAGCAAUCCCAAUGUGUUUGGAAAGGCUGCAGAGAUGGAGUCAGAGAUGAAUCCUUCUAUCUUAAAAGGUUCAGUGAUAUAAACUCUUCCAUACUCCAACCAGAGGUGAAGAUUCAUCUUACUGGUCUUCGAAAUGACUACUAUCUGAAUAUCCUAGACUGGAAUUUUCAAAAUCUUGUUGCUAUAGCCCUUGGAUCUUCUGUAUGCAUCUGGAAUGGGGAAAACCACAAUAGGAUUGAAAAUAUGGACUUAAAUCUCACUUGUAACUAUGUAUCUUCUGUGUCCUGGAUAAAAGAGGGAAGCUGCCUGGCGGUUGGCACCAGCGAGGGAGAAGUGCAAUUAUGGGAUGUGGUAACUAAAAAGCGGCUGAGAAAUAUGCUUGGUCAUUUGUCUGUAGUUGGGGCUCUGAGCUGGAAUCACUGUAUCCUCAGCAGUGGGUCGAGACUGGGCCGUGUUUAUCACCACGAUGUUCGGGUAGCCCAGCAUCAUGUCGGAACACUUCACCACAAGCAAGCCGUGUGUGCUCUGAAGUGGUCAUUUGAUGGCAGGCUGCUUUCCAGUGGCUGUAGUGACGGACUGCUGACCAUAUGGCCCCAUGAUCCAGGUGUGAGUGCGCAGGGUCAACCACUAAAAGUCAUACCCCAACCUACGGCAGUCAAGGCCAUGAAUUGGUGUCCCUGGCAGUCUGCAGUUCUUGCUGUUGGAGGAGGAAUGAAGGAUGGACACUUACACAUCUUGGACAUAAAUACUUGGCGGAGCAUCCAGACCCCAAGCACAAACUCCCAGAUUUGUUCCCUAAUCUGGCUACCUAAGACAAAGGAGAUUGCAACUGGCCAAGGUACUCCUAAGAAUGAUGUGACUGUGUGGGCCUGUCCUGCUCUGGCCAAGUCAGGUGGAUUUUUUGGCCACAGAGGCAGAGUACUGCACUUGGCGUUGAGUCCGGACCAGACCCGAGUGUUUUCUGCUGCAGCUGAUGGCACAGCCUGUGUGUGGAAUUGCUGCUAGCCACUCUGCCCCUCUGAGCUUCAGUUUCCUUGUUUCUAAGUGAGAAUAAUAUUGGCCUUGCCUUCUCCAUGGAGUUGUUGUCAGGACCAAACAAGAUGAAGUGCUUUUCCUGAGGUGAAUUUCUGUCCUCCUGACCUUCUUUCUCUGGUUACUUUAUUUGCUCUGCUUCCUCCCAUUGUGUUUCCCAGACAUUGUCUUUGACCUUCCAUUCUUCUCUCUCUACUUUCCUCCUUCUCCUCCUUUUUAUUAUUCUUCUCUCUCUAUCUCUUCCUUGUUAGAGAUGCAUUUUCACUGCUAUAGUCAGAAUAGUAUGUAUAGCAUAGAUUUCUAAAUACUUCUUUCCCACUUGACUUUUCUCCCAAGCUCCUGCCAUCUAUUUUGGUCUGCCUCUGGAUAUUUCCUGUUUGAGAUCCUUUCCCUCUCUUUAGCUCAAACUCAAUGCCUUAAAGACACAACUUGUUCACUUGAAAAAUGUUGAUUAAAAUCCUAUAAUUUGCUAGGCAGUGUGUUAAGCAUCCAUAUUAUUUCCUCUCAAAAUGAGCUCCUCUUUAGGACUCUCUUUUCCCUCUUCAUGGUCUCAUCCUUAUCCCGGUCAAGGAUAUCCUCCCCUAUCAGGGAAUCUCCUGAUUAUUCUGUUCCAUGCUUUCUCAGUUUAUCCCUGUUCUCUUUUCUUUUGUUCACACCAGUCAUGUCUUGAAUACCUGAUGCCUAGUCUGUUAUAAUUGUCUUCUAACUGGUUUUCCUGCCUUCAGUCUUCAUGGAUCUCACACUACUGUUGGGUCAAAUUUCUAAAAGCACUGUGCUGAUCCUGUCAGUCCCCUGCUCAUAAACUCUCAAUGACUCUCUAUUUCCUAAACCCCUUGGCCUCAACCUUGGAGUCCUGAGCCCAGAACCUGAAGUUGGGGGACUGUUCUUGCCUCGGCUUUGUCAUAAACUGACUAACUGACCUUGAAUGUGUCACAACAUUUGCAAGAAUAGGAAUUAGGAUUUGAUAACUGCUAAGCUUUCUUCAAGCUUUUCAGUCCACUGUUCUGUCUUUUUAAGAUUAAUUCCCACUCAUCUCCUACAUUUGCCCUGGGCUAAGCCUUGUGAUUUCCUGCCUUGGUGCCUUUGUUGAAGUUUUUCUUCUUGUCUGGAAUUCAUGCUCCUCUCUGCCUUUCCUUUGCUUAGCCACAUAGGUCCUAAUCUCUCCAGGAAGUGUUUUGAAAUGCUGUUACCUGGGUUUGAACUCUUGACAUCAGUUGGUAUCACCUAUUUGGUAUUAAUAAACUAUUCUAGUUGUUUUUUAAAUCUUU
This is a messenger RNA of Equus caballus (horse), 5712 nucleotides long. It is a transcript of the gene CDC20B, whose product is annotated as cell division cycle 20B. The record is from RefSeq and is a predicted model, not a curated record. Gene Ontology annotation, molecular function: anaphase-promoting complex binding; ubiquitin ligase activator activity; protein binding. Gene Ontology annotation, biological process: positive regulation of anaphase-promoting complex-dependent catabolic process; positive regulation of ubiquitin protein ligase activity; anaphase-promoting complex-dependent catabolic process. Gene Ontology annotation, cellular component: anaphase-promoting complex. NCBI's taxonomy places the organism in Eukaryota, Metazoa, Chordata, Mammalia, Perissodactyla, Equidae.